UCAACAGGUGGCGGCGCUGAUUGAGCAGGUGGACCGCUCACAACUCGCUCUUUCUGGGCUGAUACCAUCAUGUUUCGCUGAAGCAUUAUUGUCCUUUGCAGCAAACCACCUGUCUGCCGUUGAAACUGGAGCGACUGUUCCAGAAUAAUCAUGUUUGACCUGAAGAAAAGGAACCGUUUGACGCUGAGAAGCAGCAGCCGGGAGGCAGAGGAGUUCAGGCGGGUGGCGGUCAGAAGAAAAGAUAAAGGUGCUGUGGGGGACAGCCACGCCUCAGAAGUAAGCAGUGGAGUGUGGGGCUCAUUCAACAGUGGCCUUGAUUGUGAUGGUACAAAUCCAAACUCUAAAGAGGAAACUGGUGACAAAAGCCCAGCAAGAUCAUCCUUAAAUCAAGCUCAUCUCCAGAGCCCACAAGGGGCAGAACAGGAUCCACCUCAAUUGACUGGCAAAAUUCAAGAUCAUAGUCCCAACAGGAAGUUUGGAGUUUCCAUUUCCUGUAUGAACCUAUCUCUGGGUUACCAAGGCUCCCCAAGUCCAGUUAGAGGUGAAGGAAGUGAUUUCUUAAGUGCUGUGCCUGGAGAACAAGUCUGCCCUUUUAGACCUGCUCAGGGGAUUUCAAAGCGUUCAAUCUUUCCAGUUCUAGGAUCUCCAAGCCCAAGCAAAUUAAGCAUCAAGAACUGUAGUCCACACAGAGAGAAAGACCACAGUCCAGCUAAGACGUCUCCAAGGAGCCACAGCUCUCUGACGGGAAAACUUCGUACCCCAAGUCCAGUUCUGAAGAGGAUGGGAACCUAUACUCCAGCAAGGAUCUCUAAAUCCUGGACGGGGCUGCACAAAAUCUCAAAUGAGAAAAACGAACAACCCAAGAAGAUAGCCGAGAAGUCUUUCAGUGUGCCCAGUGUGAUCGUCUGCAUGGAUGAAGACAGGCAUCUCAUUGAAAAGGUUGACUGCUCUCUGCUGCUGUCGGCUAACUGUAAUGGGUCUGCAACUGCCAUCAAGACACCUGUUAAAUGUCAGCUCUGCAUCAUUCCCGGAGGCCAUCAUUUAACCAACGGGUCAGAACCUGUCUCAGGUCAGCUGAAUGGCAUGGAGCAGGGGAAUGAAAGGCCAGCCAUAAAUUAUAUGGAAGCAGAUACAACACCCAGGAGAUCCAGGUUUUCCUGUGAGUGGACCAAAGGAAGCACAGCAGACGAGAAGACAAAAAUGCCCUUGGGAGUUGAAACAAAUGGAGAAGAGAAGAUGAGUGACGAGAAACAAAAUCACCCAAAAGAUGAAGAAGUUACAGAGAGGAAACUGUACAACAUAGCCAAUGAACUCCUGCAGACAGAGAGGGCUUAUGUGGCUCGUCUCCACCUGCUAGAUCAAGUCUUCUGUUUGCGCCUGGCACACGAGGCUGAUCGAGGCUCAUUUCCUCCGGAGGUCAUAAAAAACAUCUUCUCUAACAUUUCUUCAAUCUACUCCUUCCACAGCCAGUUUCUGCUCCCUGACCUUGAACAAUGCAUCUGCAGCUGGGGUCUAGGCCCAGGUCUGGGUAGGGCUCUUCUGCUGCAUGGACCCUUCCUGAGGAUGUAUGCGGACUACGUGAGGAACUUUGACCAGGCCAUGGAGCUGUUGAGGACAUGGACUGAACGCUCCUCUGCCUUUAGAAACAUCAUCCAAGACAUCCAGAGUCAGGAUGUGUGUGGAAACCUCACUCUGCAGCACCACAUGUUGGAACCAGUACAGAGAGUUCCACGUUAUGAGAUGCUGCUAAAGGAUUACCUGAAGAAGCUUCCUGAGGAUAACCCUGAUUAUGAGCCUGCUCAAAAAUCCUUGGAGGCGGUUUCCAUGGCAGCCACUCACUCCAACAGUGCCAUCCAUAAAGCUGAGAGCCUGAAACGGCUUCUGGAGAUAUAUGAGAUGGUUGGAGAAGAGGAAGUGGUCAACCCAACCAAUGAGUUUCUCAAAGAAGGUCGUCUGCUCAAGCUUGCCGCUAGAAACGCAUCAGCCAUGGAGAGACACCUGUUCCUGUUCAAUAACUUCCUGCUGUGCUGCUCAGCAAAGUUCAGCCUGGUUGGGCAGAAAUUUACUGUCCGUUGCAGGAUUGGAGUUGAUGGCAUGAAGGUGCAUCAGACCACUAAUGAAGACCACCUGUACACCUUCCAGGUGUCUGGAAAGGAGAAGAGCCUUGAGCUACAGGCUAGCUCUGAACAGGAUCGAGAUGAGUGGAUAGAGGUGAUUCAGGAAGCCAUCAAUGUGUUUCAGAAGAAAAAUGAAACCUUUAAAAUGGUGUCAAAGGAAUUAUACAUGGAAGAACCUGCAAAAGAACUUGGCCGUCGAGCUCCUCGCUGGAUCAGAGACAAUGAGGUGAACGUGUGUAUGAUAUGUCGGGAGCCUUUUAAUGCUCUCACCAGAAGAAGACACCACUGUCGAGCCUGUGGCUACGUGGUGUGUUGGAGGUGUUCCGAUAAUAAAGCGUCUUUGGAGUAUGAUGGUAACAAGCUAAAUAAAGUGUGUAAAGCUUGUUACUCCAUUCUGACUGGCCAGAGGGGUGAGAGAAUGGACAGGAAGAAGAGACGGAUGAUAGAGUCUGACACACAUGCAGGCCCUCAGGACAUCAUAAUGAGCAGUUACCUUCAGUAUGGUGACAACUCCAUGAUUUGGCAGCAAGUGUGGUGCAUCCUACCAGGAACCGAUCCUCCAGUCCUACAGCUCUACACGACUCCACAGGAUGAGAAGCCGUUGGUUUCCGUGCCGCUCCUUGGCUGUGUCAUCGAGGAUCUCCUGCAGGGUCAGCACUGCUUCUGUCUCAAAGAGUCCAGAACCUGCCAUAUUUUGUCCUGCGAGGAUUCUGACCUUAAGCAGAGCUGGCUGACUGUCCUCAAGCUUUCAGUGAUGAGAAAUCUGUGAUCGACGUUUGAGGCCGUUUGGAUUGAUGAUACGGGAACAGAUAAGAGAAUAUUUGGAAUGAGAGGAUGAGGGGUGUGUUUCAUUUUGAAGUGCUUGUACACUUUAUUUCUGAAAUGGUUUACAGUAAAAAUAAAUAAAGUGAAGGUGUUUUAACAUGUGUCGGACAAUCCCUUAAACUACAAACACGUUGGCUUCAGUUCUGUACAAGCUGUUGUGUGAAGAUGUAAAACAUUUAGCUUUAAGUUUCGGUGAGACAUAAAAGCUUUUGGAGAUCCUCAGCUGCUCUCUUUACAGGGAAAUGCAACAAGCUGAUAUUACAGACUUAACCAGGCAUGGGCCAGUGUGAUUUGAACGCCAUGGAAAAGUAAAAUAUUGUAUUUUAUUUUGAAAUGCCAGCACAAAAAUAAAUUUAUUUGAAAUGUAAUAAAUGCAAUUUAAAGUUAAAUGUAAAUUUAAAGUAUUUAAUUGGAGCCUAAACAAAUUUUAGUGAGUAGUUUCAAAGUGAAUGCUUGUUUCAAUGAAUAUAAAUAUAUAAAUAAUUUUUUUAAAUGUAUUUACUUGCAAGAUAAAUUUGAUUGAAGUUGAGUUGUAAAAAGAUAAUUCUAUUUUACUAAUUUCAAUAUGGCAUAAACACAAGGUGUUUACUGGAACAGCCUCAUUUACGCUUGUUCUCUGUAUGUCAGAUAAAACACCGCUGAUGGUUUAAAAUUUUUCAUUUUGAACAUUUGUAAACAAGAUCAUUAGAAACUUUACAAGGUAACCUGUUUUAUUCCUCAUGGAUUAAUUUAGCAGAAAAUUGUCUGUUGCUGCUUGACACUCUAGUACUUAUUUUGACAUCAGCGACUGAAUUAGACUCCUAAGCCUAGCAUAACUUUUAUUGGCCUGCCUUCAUUCUCUGUCUGGAAGAUGUCUGCUAAUUCUCUUAGCUGCUCGUGUUUCCACAAAUUUCAACUUGGCAUAGCUUGGUGUAGAGACAAGUGGUUCUCCUGAAGUUUCACUAGCCUUAAGAAGCUACUGCACCAUAUUUCUCUAAUGAACAUAGGUUUCCUUUGUCUAAAAGAAUUAACCCAAACCACUGACUUUGCUUUUUAGAUUAGAGGGAAUUUUCUGGAGGAACCUGUUGGCAUCUUGUGCUGCCCUGUUAGAAAGUUUUGAAACAGGAAGAGAAUAACUGAAAUACCUAUUAUCUAGCCUUUUUAAAACGUAAUGCACCUUUAAGCCUGUGACUGGCCCAUGCCUACAAGUAGUGUUUUGCUGCGUAAUAAAUAAAAUACAAAAAAAUAAACAGUUUUAGGUGAAGAGAAGCUGAUAUCCUGUCAUGUUUGCUGCAUGAUUUCACUAAAAGCACAGAGUUUGUAUUCUGUUUCUAAGAUAUGGUAAGAAAGGUGUGGUUCAAUGCUACUUAAAGCAUGUUUCUACUGUCUAAUGAUGCGAAUAAGCUACCAUGAACAUGAAUUGGUCAGAACAUUCAUAAAGUGAUGCCAUCUAAAAUGUGAUGUUACAGACAAUAUUCUGAAAGGCAGUGAAAAUAACGAGGCCCUGAUUUUGUCCUAGAGGCUGAAACACUAGAUCAAUCCAGCACAGGGAGACAUUAAGACCCCAUCACACACACACACACACACACACACACACACACACGUCUGUGUUAUUCACAGGAAGCACACCUCUCUUCUCUGAAAAAGUCCUUGGAUUUAUCCUCGGCUCCAUAUUUUUGUGCAAUUUGGUUGACUUGGUUGUUUCUUUCCUCUUAUCAGUCAGAUGUUAGAAGCUGUCCAAGAUACUGGCUCAGUGUAGAAACACCACAAUAGAUCACAACCUGAUCUAAGGAAUCCAAAUCAAGUAGAACUUGGCUGUGAUUUAGUGGGUAAAACAAGCACGGAGAACUAAACAUUAAUCCAGGAAAGUGUCCACAGGUUCAGACUGUGACAUGAAGAACCCCUUUUUGAAAUCAGCAACCAUCCCUCAGCUGCAGCACAAUUGCUCUGAGACCAGCAGGCUGUCGUAGCCGUAGAUUUCCAGCAGGUGGAGCAGGAAGAGCCUGUCUCCAUGUGGAUCCAAGCCCAUGGCCCUCACACUCUCCUGGGUGAUGGUGGGGUCCGAGCUCCCGGCCACUUCACUCAGAGUUUGGAAAAUCCUGUUGUUCUGCUCCAGGAAAAAC
Molecule: messenger RNA, 5044 nt
Organism: Nothobranchius furzeri (turquoise killifish)
Lineage: Eukaryota; Metazoa; Chordata; Actinopteri; Cyprinodontiformes; Nothobranchiidae
Source: RefSeq, a predicted model, not a curated record